UGACUCAAUUAAUAAGGGUGAAGUUUGCAUGAACAUAUUUUUCAUGAGACGGUUUACAGAGAGGAGAUAGAAUUUAGGGUUACUGUGUGAAGUGGAGAUUGUGUCUUCCAAUUGACUUGGAGUUUUUGGCAAAUAACUGCUUAUACAGUGUAAGAUAAAUGCUGAUACAAAGAUGGAAAUGAAAGACCUUGACCCCUUCAGUGAUUACAAUGACAGUCACAGUGAGAAUGAUAAUGAGUCCUGCUGUGAUGGCCCAAUCUGUGAUCAGGAGACUUCCAUGUACUUUGAUUCCAUUUUUAUUCCGGUCCUUUACUCUCUGGCGCUGGUAGUGGGGCUGGUGGGAAAUGGGCUGGUUUUGGUGGUACUGUGGAAGAAAAGGCUGAGCAUGAAUGUUUCUGAAAUCUUCAUCCUCCAUCUGAGCAUAGCUAACAUUCUGCUGCUGCUAACACUGCCCUUCUGGGCUGUACAUGCAGCGUAUGAUUGGAUCUUUGGCACAGUGCUCUGCAAAAUGACUGGAGCUCUGUUCAAGAUCAAUUUCUACUGUGGCAUUUUCAUGCUUUGCUGCAUCAGUGUUGACCGCUACCUGUCCAUCGUCCACGCAGUGCAGAUGUAUUCUCGUAGAAAGCCAAUAGUGACUCACUGUUGCUGCCUGAUGGUCUGGCUCUUCUGCCUUCUGCUCUCCAUUCCUGACUGGAUAUUUCUCAAGGACUACAAGGACUUCAGACGUCAGGAAAAGACAGAAUGUGCUACAUUUUAUCCGUCUGAUUCUUGGCAUCUGGCCACUCGUCUGCUCUAUAUGUUGGGGUUCAUUCUUCCAGCACUUAUAAUGAUGUUCUGUUAUUCUUGCAUCCUGCUGCGGCUGCGCCGUGGCUCCCAGUGCAAGCAGAAGAAGGGGGCCAUCCGUGUCAUCGUGGCUCUGGUAGUAGCCUUCUUCAUCCACUGGACGCCUUACAACAUCACCCUCAUUGUUGACACCAUACAAUCCAUCGAGGUCAUCGAUCCCAGUAACCAAACAUCCUGUGGGACCCUCACAUCGUUGGAUGUAGCUCUCACAGCUACUACUACAUUGGGCUACUUACACUGCUGUGUCCAUCCAGUGAUUUUUUAUGUGGGUCUGAUGUCACGGAAGAGCUUUCUGUGGUCAGAGUCCGUGGACAACUCACACACGUCUGGUUUCUGAAAUAUCGUAUGCCAUCAAACUAAUAUAUGUACAAUCAGUCAGAAUGUUAUUUUUUUCUGCAAACUUUAAUAUCUAUAUCAGUAUAAAGAGCACUUUGGUUGUAAUUAUAGAAUCAUGACAGUGAUUUUACGUAUGCAGACUACACAACAGACAUGAAUAUAUAAUAGAACUCUUGUUUAAUCUUGCUUUCAGAAAUUUCUCUUUGUGUUAGCAACUGUAUAUUCUCAACUGCGCUACAUUUUUAUGCAUAUCUGAUGCAUUACAGCACACAUAUUU
Molecule: messenger RNA, 1456 nt
Organism: Carassius gibelio (silver crucian carp)
Lineage: Eukaryota; Metazoa; Chordata; Actinopteri; Cypriniformes; Cyprinidae
Product: C-X-C chemokine receptor type 3-like
Exons: 3
Coding region: 173-1180 (335 amino acids)
Biological process (GO): immune response; chemotaxis; regulation of leukocyte migration
Cellular component (GO): membrane
Molecular function (GO): C-X-C chemokine receptor activity
Source: RefSeq, a predicted model, not a curated record